CUGUCAUCCAUUAUUGUCUCUGAACAGUUCGUCUAGUUGACGGCAAAAACAGCCUUCAGGGUCGGGUGGAGGUGUUCUUCGACGGUGCCUGGGGUACGGUCUGCAGCCAUCACUGGGACAUCAAUGACGCUCAUGUGGUCUGCAGGAGUCUCGGCCACACAUACGCCCUGAGCGCGUCGUCGUACGCGGAGUUUGGGCAGGGAACGGGCGACAUCGUCUUGGAUGGUCUCCAAUGCACCGGUGGCGAAACGAAUAUCUACGUCUGCGAAAACGACGACACGAAUUUCUUCAAAUGUUUUCAUCGAAUGGAUGCGGGAGUCACGUGUUCACCCGACGAUUACGCGGUCUUUCUCGUCAACGGGAGCACCUAUCUGGAAGGCCGUGUGAAGGUGGCUUAUCAGGGUUACCUGGGAACUCUCUGCGAUACUUCCUGGGACCUGAAUAACGCCAAUGUCAUCUGCAGAAGUCUCGGCUUCGGACACGCCGUCAGCGUACAUGGCGCGGACGACUUCGGCCAGGGUAUCGGCGAGAUCAUCCUCGACGACAUCCACUGCGUCGGCAACGAGAGCACUAUCUUUAAUUGCUCUCAUAGCGGGCUCGGAGUUAAUAACUGUAAUCAUUCGCAAGACGCCGGGGUUACUUGCUAUGGAGAGGAUGUCUGUAUCAGUGGACUAUGUGAGAGAAAGGAAACUCUUAACGUUAAAUUCUAA
Messenger RNA from Strongylocentrotus purpuratus (purple sea urchin), 710 nucleotides. RefSeq names its product deleted in malignant brain tumors 1 protein-like. The transcript has 4 exons. Bases 306 to 710 code for a protein of 134 amino acids. NCBI's taxonomy places the organism in Eukaryota, Metazoa, Echinodermata, Echinoidea, Camarodonta, Strongylocentrotidae. The record is from RefSeq and is a predicted model, not a curated record. Gene Ontology annotation, cellular component: membrane.